Cetraspora pellucida is the source of this 210-nucleotide messenger RNA. Lineage: Eukaryota; Fungi; Glomeromycota; Glomeromycetes; Diversisporales; Gigasporaceae. The record is from the annotation of a GenBank genome assembly.
AUGAAAAGACAAUUGGAUUCAGAAAAUACAGUCUUUGAAUUCUGUAUUAAGCAAAUAUCAGCUUUUGUUCAUGCUGUAGAAAAAAGGAUAGAAAAAAGUAAGAAGUUAGUAGAAAUUGAUUUGCUCAAGAAAACAGAAGCUGAAAAGGCUGCAAAUAAACAGUGCUUAACAGUAAAUGAGUUACUUGAACAGACAUGUAAUGCUUACUAG